Molecule: messenger RNA, 1305 nt
Organism: Lingula anatina
Lineage: Eukaryota; Metazoa; Brachiopoda; Lingulata; Lingulida; Lingulidae
Source: RefSeq, a predicted model, not a curated record
AUUCCACUGUGUUUAGGAAACUGAGCCUUAAAUUUGACUUGAAGACAGCUACGCGGACUGUUUUGCUUAAAUAGUAAAGCAUGGCAUCUUUGAAGACGCUUGUUAUUUUUAUGGUGUGUUUUGCCUAUCAGGUAUCUGGAAGCCCAGUGUGGAAGGAGUACUUCAGUGUCCAAGUAAGAGAGGGUAAAGCUGAUUUCAUUGAAAAGGUCGAAAUCGACAUGGUAAAGCGGCAGACCUAUGUUCAUGUCCCUGCCCACAACACCUUACAAGAGACGGAGACCUUAAGUGACAUUAAAAAUGGUCAUUCCAUUCUGUGUUACAAAAGAGACGGAUACUGUAUUUUAAGACAGGUGGAGGACACAGGGUUUGGUGAUAUUGAUGCACUAAAGAGAGGCAUGGAAAAUGUGCAGAUAAAGGGGGGCCAAAUGAGCGCUAAUGCCUCCUUGGUUGUCCAUCAAUAUCUUUCUGUGAGCCUCGAACCAAUCACCGACCUUUCCUUUCUGACAAGUGACGCCAUUACAUUCCUGGGUGGUCGGCCACUCCAUAACAGUACUACAUACAAGUUGCCGCCUAACGCCAAGUUUCUUGCAGAUUCUGCUGUAGACAAGGGCAAGCAAAAGAGGGCUUUACAAAAAAUUGCAUAUAAAGUCUUUCAUUCUGUUGAUUCAAAGGUAUUCACCUACGUUUUUAGAUGUGAAGGAGGUAAGAUGCCCGAGGACAUUUGGGGCUACACUGCAAGCUCUGCAUGCGAAUACAUCAACGUUUGCGGUUAUGACAAAUACAACCAUGAGUGCCCAGAAAUCCAUUUCACACAACGCACACUUCUGAAAUGCAGUUGUUGCCCUGGUGUGUACGUUAAAAGUAAAUGCCUUUGUUCUUCUCCUACCGCACAUACAAGAGUCGCACCACUAACAUAAACAUUUUGUUUCUGAAAUUUGUCAUAGCGCCUUGAAUUGAUAAUAUUAUCAAUAAUAGCAUAAAUGAUGGUAUAUAAUGAAAUACAUGUACAAUGGAAUCCUAAUAUGCAGCCACUAGUCACAAUUCGUGUGAGGCAUUAACAUCUAAGAAUGCAAUACAAAAUACAAAACAUACUUGACAAUAUGUAAUUAAUGUCAAAAAUGUCAGUGGUGAAUACUGGACAAAGCUUAUUGCAAUGUUAGUGGACUUAUGAAACAAAAUUGCAAAGGGAUGAUUAACACACAAAAUAAAAUUCAAUUCAAUCAAGCGAAAUAACGGUGCCUUUGUUAGUUGCUUAGUUGCAGAAAGUUAAGAUCAAAAUUUUGUACGGAAUAUUAUCAGAGCAAA